AUGUUCAGACUUAUAAUAUAUGAGCUUGAUUUUGUUUAUUGCAGAUCUAUGAACGAUAGAGCUUUAUGCGUGUUUAACAGUGCAAACUGUGUUACAGCUAUGCAUAACAUAAUCAGCGGUAAAAUAGGGAUAAAGAAAGAGCAACUUAAUAAUAAUAUUGUUCAUAUAAUAAAGAAAGAAUUACCUUUCAAAAAAUGCGAUCUAGAAAUUCGAAUUGAUGGAGAUGAAGGAUGCAAUUUUAAGAGGUUUUUAGUAAAACCUUGUCUUAAAUGCGGUAUCAGGAACCAAAAUGCAUAUUGUUAUGCAAUUGUCAUCAUUCAACUUUUCACUUUUAUUCCAGAACUCAAAUCUCGAUUGAAUGAGAUUCUUUUAAAAUGCAUUUCAUUUUAUGAUUCUAUGACAAAAAACAAUCAUCAAAUAAAAGAAAUUAACGAGCAACAAAACACUGAAACUUCGGAAAUGCAAUCAUGCCAAUCUCGAUAUAUUAAUCCUCGUAACAGUGAAGAGAAAGAUGAGUGGGAUAAGUUGAUUGAAAGUACAAGACCUUCACCUCCAGAUGAAUGGGAUGAAUUGAUUGCAGCGAUGCAGAAGUCGUCUGCUAAUAUAAAUCAUCAUAAAGUGGAAGAGGUAUCCGUUGAAAAAGAAAAUAUCCCAAAUUAUGAAAUGACAGUCGAAGAAAACCAUGCAUAUUUAACAAUGCAAUCCCUUUAUGGUUUGAUUAAUCGCGGAUUCAAUAAAUUGGGAAGAAUUGACGUAUUUCUUGAUUGCUUUUACUGUGGUUUAGAUCCAGAUUUUCAAACUGAUGAACCUAUUGUUUUCAUUGAAACUCUUUUUGAAAUCUUUUCAAGAGUAAAUGAAGAAGCAAUAGGUAUAAACUGCAGAGAAUUUUACCAUAAUUUGGUCUAUGCAACUGAGAACAAGUUAUCCUUAAAUUGGAUAUCGCAUUCAUAUGAUUGUCGACCAGAAAAUGCUCCCGAAUAUUUAUUUUUGGAGAUUUUCGAUUGCCAAACAUGUUUAGUUCCCAGACAUUUUUCUUUUAACUCAGAGAUAACGUAUUUCCCUGUUGCCUUCAUCAUGAAUCCCCUAUUUCAACAUUAUGCGCAUUUUUAUAUUUUAAUCAAAUAUAAAGAAGGAGCUUGGCAUUAUCUCAAUGAUUCCAAUUACGAAUUAUGGCCUUUUUCCAUAGUCAAGACUGAUAUUGAAAAGAAUCUCAACAAAAACUAUGCGUUUAUUGGAGUUUACCAGAAACGUGAAAGGAUAAGAGCUUAG
Molecule: messenger RNA, 1269 nt
Organism: Trichomonas vaginalis G3
Lineage: Eukaryota; Parabasalia; Trichomonadida; Trichomonadidae
Exons: 1
Coding region: 1-1269 (422 amino acids)
Source: RefSeq, a predicted model, not a curated record